This is a messenger RNA of Halichondria panicea, 3936 nucleotides long. RefSeq lists its product as uncharacterized. Gene Ontology annotation, molecular function: zinc ion binding; nucleic acid binding. The transcript is spliced from 3 exons. The record is from RefSeq and is a predicted model, not a curated record. Lineage: Eukaryota; Metazoa; Porifera; Demospongiae; Suberitida; Halichondriidae. Bases 1 to 3936 code for a protein of 1311 amino acids.
AUGGCUGACUUACCAACCCUUCGACGAAGAAGAGGAGUAACAAAAUCGUCCAUAACUAAGCUUGGAAACAAGACCAAUGAUUUGGAGGCAGCAGAACACGAUCAUAUUGUUGUGAGCCAUGCUGCACAACUUUUGAAAAGGCUAGAGACCUACGAUGCUGACUACAGAAGUCAUCACAUGGCCAUUAUCGAUGCCUUGGAAAGUGACGAAGCUACAGUACCUGAACAAGAAGAACUGGACCGUCACAAUGAAGAUGUAACUGACUUGACUAUUAGGCUACAAGUGCUGUCAGCGGCACCAAUCUCGACUGUCACUGAUGGACGUACUUUCGCUCUACGCCAGUUGGCACAACUGCAGGCAAAACUCACUGCCAUAGGAGACCAUAUCUCUACACUCGCUGCCGACCCAAAUGACGUACCGUUGGUGCACCUCUACCAAGAACAACUCAUGGAAUUCAAGCGAGAACUAUUUGACAUUCGCAACAACGUGAUAUCGAUCACCGUGGACGACUCUGACCCCCUAAAUGAUACUAUCAAGAGGCAGGAGAAAUUGAUAUUCGACAUGUCUGUCACCGUGAAGAGGCUUCUCUACAGCCCUAGUACAGAAGCUCUCGUCCCUACCACACCAGAAACUCCGACUCGUGGAGUCAAUCUUCCCAAAAUUGAAAUAGCUACAUUCAAUGGUGACCUGCUCAGUUGGCAAACAUUCUGGGAACAGUUUGAUGUGUCCAUACACAGCCGCAGGGACGUUAGCAAUGCUGAGAAACUGGCCUAUCUUUGCCAUUCCCUGAAGGAUGGAUCUGCAAAAGCAGUCAUAGAAGGAUUGUCGCAAUCGGAUGAUCAGUACUUGGAAGCAAUUGCAUUGCUCAAGGCGAGAUACGACCGACCAAGGCUAAUUCAUCAAACCCACGUCCAGAAGAUAUGUGAAGCCCCAAGUCUUAAAGAUGGUUCUGGCAAAGAAUUGAGACGUCUUCACGAUACCGUUCAACAACACCUGCGUGCCCUCAAGGCGAUGGACCAAGAUCCCUCUGGAGCCUUCAUCACAUCCAUGAUGGAACUAAAGCUCGAUCAAACUACCAUGUUUGAAUGGCAAAAGACUAGCCAAGCCACAAAAAGCGUACCUCAUUACCAGGCUAUAUUGGAAUUUCUCAACCUCCGUGCCCAAGCUGCAGAGACCUGCUCUACCCAAGAAAGAAAACAUGUUCGAAAUGACUCAAGAAAACCACCCAGAUUGAUUCCAUCUCAUAUCGGACAUGUGUCUGAGGUGAAUGCUACUGUUUGCGUCGUGUGCAAGACUGAGAAACAUCCUCUAUACACUUGCCCCAAGUUCAAGAACCUACCCCAUGACAAAAUGCUGCUAACUAUCCGUUCCAACAACUUAUGCCUGAACUGCUUUAGAACAGGACACAUGGCGAGAAACUGCACAAGUAUUCAUCGGUGUAAAAGGUGUCAAAAAACUCAUCAUACUUUGUUGCACACUGAUGCUAAACCUCCUGAUGCUAAACCUCCUGACUCACAGUUAACCACCAAGGACCCUCCAACGAUCGAGCAAUCUCUCACAGCCAGCGUUGUAUCUACUAAUGUUGGACAGGUUGGAUCGGGCUCACAUACGCUUUUAAUGACCUGCCAAGUGUUAAUCCAUGCUCCCAAUGGUUCUCAGAUCAGAGCACUUGGUCUACUGGACACUGGUUCGUCAACCUCGUUUGUGUCGCAACGAUUGGUGCAAUCUCUCAACUUACAAAGAUCAUCGAAGAAUCUUGAGAUCACUGGAAUAGCGGGAAUAUCUCACAACUCCCCACUGCACUCAGUCUCCACUUUCUAUAUCUCACCGACCGAUUCACCAAAUGAAAAGAUGCCAGUCACUGCGAUAGUGGUCCCAAGGGUCACCUGUGACUUACCAGUGCAACCCACUCCAUUUGAUUCGAAAUGGGAGCACCUAUCCGAUUUGAACCUCUCUGACCCAGACUUUGGCCAACCUGGAAGAAUUGACAUACUUCUUGGAGUUGAUAUUUACACUGAGGUGUUACUGCAGGGCCGGCGGAAGGGACCAACUGGAUCAAUAUCCCCUGUGGCAUUUGAAACGGCAUUCGGCUGGGUACUUGCUGGAAAGACAGGAAAACUCUCCACCACUCCUGACAAGAUCACUAAUUACCAUGUAUCUGUUACCUCUGGCGAUGACAUCCUGAGAAAGUUCUGGGAAAUAGAAGAAAGCACCAAAACUGGAUCAAACUUCUCCCCACAAGAACGCACUGUUGUUCACCAUUUUGAAAGAAACCACUCUCGUAGAGAAACUGGUCGAUUUAUUGUCCCACUUCCCAAGGAUCCACAUGCCAAAUCGAUUGGAGAAUCCAGAGCACAAGCCGUCCGCAGAUUUCUAUCCCUAGAAAGGACCUUACGCUCCAAGGAACAAUUCUCACAAUUUGCUGCUGUCAUGGAAGAAUAUAUGGACCUGAAUCAUGCUGAAAUUGUUCCAGUUGCUGAUUUACAGAAACAAAAUGAAGAUGUGUUUUAUUUGCCAAUGCAUGCUGUUCACAAGGAGCACAGUACGACUACGAAGAUCAGGGCUGUAUUUGACGCGUCAGCCAAGUCUACCAUCGGCGUCUCACUGAACGACACACUGUUGGUCGGACCCACCGUACACCCUCCACUGAUAGAUGUUCUAUUACAAUUUCGACUACACAAGAUUGCGAUCACAGCUGACGUGAGCAAGAUGUACAGGGCUGUUGAACUGACUCAACCCGAUCGGGAUCUCCACAGAUUUGUGUGGUGCAGCAAGCCCGACAACACUCUAGUCGAUUACAGAAUGACUAGAAUUACAUUUGGUGUCUCUGCUUCUGCUUUUGCAGCAAACAUGUCAGUCAAACAAAAUGCUAUUGAUCAUGCUACUGAGUUUCCACAAGCUGCAAACGGAGAAUUCUUACUCAGGAAAUGGAAUUCUAACAACACCACUGUGUUACAAAACAUAUCUCCCGAGCUCAGAGACAGUCAACCACUACAACUGCUACCCACCAAUGAUGAAUACACCAAGACUCUAGGGAUUGAGUGGAGCGCAAAGAAGGAUCAUUUUCGACUCACUGUUGCCAAACCACCUCCACUUGAAACACUGACCAAACGAGCCCUAGUAUCAGACAUCGCCAAGACAUUUGAUGUGCUUGGGUGGUUCUCACCUGCCACCAUCAAGGUGAAGAUUCUGCUGCAGAAGGUAUGGGAGGAGAGAAUAGAUUGGGACAAUCCAGUUCCAAUGCAUAUCAAAGAUAUCUGGUCGAAAUGGCGGACCGAAUUGCCCGAACUAUCUCACAAGCUCAUUCCCCGUUGCCACUUCGACACAGACACAGAAAUUGUAUCCACCCAGCUCCAUGGUUUUUCAGAUGCUGUAUCUUCGUCUCACAGAUACUUCUGGUCUCCAUCAAAUCUCUCUGGUAAUGUCCAAGACAAAGGUAGCGCCGAUCAAGCGUCUCUCAAUUCCAAGGCUCGAACUUUACAGCGGCUGGACGGCAGUCCUAAGCGUUUUAAGAAUUAUGUGGGCAACAGGAUCUCAGCCAUCCUUGAUUUGAUGCCACCAGACAAAUGUAAACACGUUAAUGGACUCCAGAAUCCUGCUGACUGUGCAUCCAGGGGCCUCUACCCCUCUGAAUUGCUAGAUCACCCUCUCUGGUGGAGCGGUCCUGACUGGCUCAAGCAAGACCAAACCAAUUGGCCAACACAAGUCGAACUUACUCCCAACAACCAUGAUGAUGAACGAACAGAGAUUUCAUUAGUGGUCAUACAAACAUUCCCCCAACCUGUGAUUCCAGUCAAUCGGUUUUCAAAACUCAACCAACUCAAGCGUGUCACCUGUUGGAUCAUUCGCUUUAUCAAAAAUAGCAGAUUCAAGGAUCAUUCCAAGAGAAUUCUUACACCUCUGACCAUGUCAGAGCUCCAAGAAGCAGAAAACUAG